GAUACUCAAGAUGGCUCCUCCAAAACCUGUGUAUAUCCUCUCGGCCGCCCGCACGCCAGUGGGCAUGUUCCAGGGCUCUCUGGUGUCUCAAUCUGCCAUUGAUCUCGGAACACACGCCAUCAAGGCUGCGGUGGAGCGAGCGAAUAUCAAGCCCGAGGAAGUGCAGGAAGUCUUCUUUGGCAACGUCCUCUCCGCCAACCUGGGCCAGAACCCGGCACGACAAUGUACAAUCCAUGCCGGUCUGCCCGAAUCGACAGAAGCAACGACCAUCAACAAGGUCUGCGCGUCCUCCAUCAAGGCCAUGUCGCUGGCUGCUGCCACAAUCUUGACGGGUGAAGCCGAUGUCAUUGUGGCCGGUGGCACGGAGAGCAUGUCCAAUGCUCCCCACUACUUGCCAGUGCUCCGAGCGGGUGCCAAGUUCGGCAACCAGACACUGGUGGACGGCGUGCUCAAGGACGGCUUGACCGAUGUUUACAAGGACGAGCACAUGGGUCUUCAGGGGGAGGAAUGUGCAUCCGACCAUGGCUUCGACCGCAAAGACCAAGACGACUAUGCUAUCCGAAGCUACAAAAAGGCAAUUGCUGCCCAGGAGGCGGGUUACUUCAAGGAGGAGAUUGCUCCUGUCACAAUCAAAGGCACAAGAGGGAAGCCGGACACUACGGUUGAGAAGGACGAUGAGCCUGGCAAGUUCAACGAGGACGCGACCCGGAACAAAGUCAAGCCAGCUUUCAAGAAGGACGGCACAGUGACUGCAGCCAAUGCUUCACCGCUCUCCGAUGGAGCUGCAGCUGUCGUUCUUGCCAGCGAGGAGUACGUCCAGAAGAAUGGUCUCAAGCCUAUCGCCAAGAUUCUUGGCUGGGGCGAUGCUGCCAAGAACCCUUCCAAAUUCACUACCGCACCUGCUCUUGCUAUCCCCAAGGCACUCAAGCACGCCGGUAUCAAGCAGGAGGAUGUCGACGCUUUCGAAAUCAACGAGGCUUUCUCAGUUGUCGCUCUGGCCAACAUGAAGCUUCUCGGCCUUUCAGAAGAUAAAGUGAACCUCCACGGCGGAGCUGUUGCUCUUGGCCACCCCCUUGGUGCCUCUGGAGCACGAAUCGUCACCACUCUCCUCGGUGUCCUCCGCGAAACGAAGGGCAAGAUUGGCUGUGCUGGCAUCUGCAACGGUGGUGGUGGUGCCUCUGCAAUUGUCAUUGAGAGACUGUAGGCUCGCGCUGAUGACCUCGCCUUUUUCGGGGAGGAUUAUUGCAGCAUACCAUAGAUUCAUCUUAAGCUGGCCAUAUACGGACUCCAAAAGCAUUACAAAGGAUACCCAUAGAGCGAUGAAAAAGGACUUUUGCUUC
Messenger RNA from Pseudocercospora fijiensis CIRAD86, 1340 nucleotides. RefSeq lists its product as uncharacterized. The record is from RefSeq and is a predicted model, not a curated record. The transcript has 2 exons. The coding region runs from base 11 to 1204 and encodes 397 amino acids. NCBI's taxonomy places the organism in Eukaryota, Fungi, Ascomycota, Dothideomycetes, Mycosphaerellales, Mycosphaerellaceae. Gene Ontology annotation, molecular function: acetyl-CoA C-acetyltransferase activity. Gene Ontology annotation, biological process: fatty acid beta-oxidation; ergosterol biosynthetic process.